This is a messenger RNA of Astyanax mexicanus (Mexican tetra), 1107 nucleotides long. It is a transcript of the gene banf1, whose product is annotated as BAF nuclear assembly factor 1. Gene Ontology annotation, molecular function: DNA binding. The transcript is spliced from 3 exons. The coding region runs from base 200 to 472 and encodes 90 amino acids. Lineage: Eukaryota; Metazoa; Chordata; Actinopteri; Characiformes; Acestrorhamphidae. The record is from RefSeq and is a predicted model, not a curated record.
GUUUAUGGAGGGGAAGCGGAAAGCAGUGGGGGGAAGGCCAAAGGCGGGCUCAGGAAGCUGUUAGCUGGGGUUUGAACAGUGUUAGCAGCAGCAGCAACACAACACACUGCAGAGUGUGCAUGAGGACUGACACAGCCUGAACUGGGCCUUAACCAAGUGAGAUUUCGAAGAGAUUUACCUCGCCAACUCCAAACCCACAAUGUCGUCAACAUCACAGAAACACAAGGAGUUUGUGGCAGAGCCUAUGGGCGAGAAGUCCGUGAUGGCACUUGCUGGAAUUGGUGAAGUGCUUGGCAAGCGAUUGGAAGAAAAGGGAUUUGAUAAAGCAUAUGUUGUUCUGGGUCAGUUCCUAGUGUUGAAAAAGGACGAGGAGCUGUUCCGGGACUGGUUAAAAGAUACAUGUGGGGCCAAUGUAAAACAGCAAGGCGACUGCUACGGCUGUCUGCGAGAAUGGUGUGACUCCUUCCUGUAAUUAGCAUUUGUGUUUUCAUUUUUUAGUUAUCUGGUUUUCUUUCUCUUUUUUUUUUUUUUUUUUCUUCUUGGCCCUCAUUCUCACUGUUUAUGUAUCAGGCAUGUUUCAAUCUUGUGUCCAUUUAAACAAGUCACUGAUGUAUCAGUAAGUCCAGCCUCACGUUAGUACUACAAUUCAGCAUUUGCUUUGGCUACAGCUUCUGUAAACCACCGCUUUUAUUGUUUUUUUAAUUUUUGGUCAGUUACACCAAAUCCACUUGCCAAAUGCUGUUUGACUCAAAGGCUCUAGAUGUUUUAUCUUGGUCUGGAGUGCUUCUGGACUACUGGCUGACACUGUCCCUUGUCUGUCACCUUCUUGAUGGUAUUUCUAAGUGACUGUGUUCAAGCAAUUCAUGAGUUAAAAAAAAACAAAGUAUGAAAGUAUUUUCAUCUGUAUAUGUUUAAGAGUUUUAACUAACAGUGAGUAAUUACUAUGUAGAAUUUUUUUAAAGAUUUGGAGGUAUGGUGAUGAACAGAGAAUGGUUGCUUUACAUUUUAUGUAACAGUGCUCAUUUCAGUAAAUAAAAAAAUGCCUUAAGAAAGAAAAUAUGUAUGAUUUUAAGAGUGCACAUUAAAUGGUUCCUGUUGAAGGAGAAA